Molecule: messenger RNA, 818 nt
Organism: Phytophthora nicotianae INRA-310
Lineage: Eukaryota; Oomycota; Peronosporomycetes; Peronosporales; Peronosporaceae
Exons: 1
Coding region: 84-392 (102 amino acids)
Source: RefSeq, a predicted model, not a curated record
CCGAGAAUACGAGGUCACUAUUUAUGGAUCUGAUAAUUCCACUUUAGUGACAAACUUCAAGCUGGCUUUUUUGUGGUCGUAAGAUGGCAGGCGACAGCCGAAAGGAGCGUCAUCUUGAGGAUAGGAAGAGUGCGUCCUUAUCCUGCGCUGCAGCGAAGUGCUGGCUGCGUCGAUCUUCCCAAACCGAAUGCCUGGCAGGCUACGCCUUCAGCUUUCUCGUCGUCGCCACUUUCUCUUCGCGUGAAAUAUUUGAGCCACAGAUUCGUCUGCGCCUAAAUAAGAAUUUUUCAGGCGCGAUUUUUUUUGCGUGUAUCUUUUUACGUUUACGGGCACCUCCUGGUCGAUGGCAUGGAGACCCUGACUCAUUCCCUGCUAUCGCAAAGCCUGCAUGACGAUCUCGAUAAGAAGGGAGAGCAUGAGCGAAAUGCUGGAAAGGAAGUGAGCUGGGCAGCCAGUGUGAGUCAGGGGCCCAGGCGGUGGCCAUGACCCAGCAGCUGGGCUGUGCGCCUCCGGCGUUUACGGGCAGCACGUACGGAGCAUGUGGAAGAGCGAUGCAAUGACGGUCCCUGGAAUACUUGCUCCGUAUCGCCGCCAAAGAUGUGUCCACGGACAUCUGGCCUUGGUGAGUCACUUGACCUUGACGAAAUGACCCCCUUCCCUCCUAAACGAGUCCCUCGUUGUGCUCCGUCGGACAACGAUUGCUUGUCUGCACGAAAGAGGAAUGAAAAUGCGCGGUAUUUACAGUGUCUUGGCGGGUGUAUUUACAUGAGGGAAGCCCUCCUUAUAACUAACGAAACUAAAGCUAUCGAUCUGGUUUA